Messenger RNA from Ictalurus furcatus (blue catfish), 2685 nucleotides. Its product is annotated as ribose-phosphate pyrophosphokinase 2. The coding region runs from base 152 to 1108 and encodes 318 amino acids. Lineage: Eukaryota; Metazoa; Chordata; Actinopteri; Siluriformes; Ictaluridae. Gene Ontology annotation, biological process: purine nucleotide biosynthetic process; 5-phosphoribose 1-diphosphate biosynthetic process. Gene Ontology annotation, molecular function: ribose phosphate diphosphokinase activity; magnesium ion binding. The transcript has 7 exons. Gene Ontology annotation, cellular component: cytoplasm; ribose phosphate diphosphokinase complex. The record is from RefSeq and is a predicted model, not a curated record.
UUCCUCCUUGUGCGCUUCGGUCUCUCCACGCUUAUCUAGCAUGCCGCGGUGCUGUUUUCGUUCACUUUAAUCCGUUCAACUCCGUACAUUGGAGAUUUCUAUUUAUUUCUUUACUGUUUUUCCCCCGUCUGUGCGUACGUGCGGUUCUGCAAUGCCCAACAUCGUGCUGUUUAGCGGGAGCUCCCACCAUGACCUGUCCCAGAAAGUGGCCGACCGCCUCGGGCUCGAUCUGGGCAAAGUGAUCACCAAAAAAUUCAGCAAUCAGGAGACUUGUGUGGAAAUAGGUGAGAGCGUGCGAGGCGAGGAUGUGUACAUCAUACAGAGUGGCUGUGGGGAAAUAAAUGACAACCUCAUGGAGCUGCUGAUCAUGAUCAAUGCAUGCAAGAUCGCUUCAUCAUCACGCGUCACCGCCGUCAUCCCGUGUUUCCCCUACGCCCGGCAGGACAAAAAGGACAAAAGCCGUGCACCAAUUUCUGCUAAACUGGUGGCUAACAUGCUGUCGGUAGCCGGAGCUGACCAUAUAAUCACCAUGGACCUCCAUGCUUCACAGAUCCAGGGAUUUUUCGACAUUGCUGUGGACAACCUGUACGCAGAACCCGCAGUCCUCCAGUGGAUCCGAGAGAACAUUCCUGAAUGGAAAAACUGCAUUAUUGUGUCGCCUGACGCUGGUGGAGCUAAAAGGGUGACCUCCAUCGCCGACCGGCUGAACGUGGAGUUUGCGCUCAUUCACAAAGAGCGCAAGAAAGCUAACGAGGUGGACCGGAUGGUGCUAGUAGGGGAUGUAAAGGACCGAGUGGCCAUCCUGGUGGACGACAUGGCUGACACGUGUGGAACCAUCUGCCACGCUGCUGAUAAGCUGAUCUCCGCCGGUGCUAUAAAGGUCUACGCAAUUCUUACCCAUGGCAUCUUCUCGGGUCCUGCGAUCUCGCGCAUCAACAACGCUCCCUUCGAGGCCGUCGUUGUCACCAACACCAUUCCACAGGAGGAGAAGAUGAAGCAGUGCCCCAAAAUUCAGGUCAUCGACAUCUCCAUGAUCUUAGCCGAGGCCAUCCGGAGAACCCACAACGGCGAAUCCGUCUCGUACCUUUUCAGUCACGUUCCGUUGUAAAAGAGAGAAGAGCAGUUACACCUUUUUCCUCCUCCAUCACCAGUUCCAGUAUCAUACACAUGUGGGAGUCCUGAGAGUCGGUCACGUUCGGUAGAUGACAGCAAGCGGCCGUGUCUUGUUUAUCCUGCUCGCAUCACUGUCUUAUUAGCAUUCCGUUCAUGAAACAAACUUUGGGACGAUUUACAGCUGUUCCACUUUCAUGUUUCCAUUUCACGGUUCUUGUUUCUGCUUUGACCAAAUAUCUGAUGCCGAAUUUUGCUUCCAUUAUAUCCCUCAGUGGGAUUUUUGUUUUGGAAAGUACCUUUUUAUUUACCUCGUUUAUUUUGUUCAAAGGUAUGCAUGUGUAUAUAGCUCUCCUACCAGCAGACAUCGCAAUUUUUGCAUUACAAGAGUAUCAUUUUUUUUUUUUUUUUAUGCUGUCUAGGUAUUUAGUUCAGUCCUAAAUGUUCUAGGUUCCCAAGAAUUUUUGUAGCAUGAAUAAAGAUUCAACAGAAGAUGAGUUGUCUAGUAUAUAGACUCUCUCGCUCUCUUGCUUGCGCUCUCUCUCGCGCGCGCGCUCUCGCGCUCGCUCGCGUUCUCUCGCGCUCGCUCGCUCUCUCUCUCUCUCUCAGCCAUUUUUAUGACUUUAUGUGCUUUAUUCUUAGACCUGAUUUAACAUUUAAGCUGAUUUAUAUGAUUUUAAAAACAUGAUGACCCUUAAAACAGCCACGUGAGAGAAAUGGAACGGUUCUUUGGCUUGAUUCCAUCACUGUGCUCUUUAACGAAGCACAAUUUCAUGCACAAUCUUCAUUGGCACAGUAAAUUUGCACUGAUCGGUUAUUUAAAUUGCAGCGGCUCCUUUUACAAGCUGCCUACCUUCAUCAAAAUGGCUAACAGACUGUUAGACAGACCACACUGACUCGUGAUUGUUGAGCUUCGUAUAGUUCUCGAGUGCUGGAUUGCGUGCGUUAGUACAGCAUUUGUGAUUUCCAUGUAACCUCCAUGUUCCAAGUAAGAACAAAUUGUCAUGGGUGAGGCACAUCAUUACACAGUGGCACAAAACUUAUACUUACAAAUCAGGUGUUGUCCAGCAUUGGUGAUAUCCAGCGUUACAAACACGAUUAGACCUUUUAAAUCAGACAUUGGGGGAGGGGUUGUCAUGGGUCAAAGCCACAUGCGCUAAUCACACACGAACAUAGCUAGCUUACAGAACACUAAAAUAAUUAAAUGUGCAGAUGAGUGACAAUGAAAGUUUGCCUAGAAACCUCAGACAUUCCAUGUUCAGUACAUUUCAACAGAGUAUUUAGAGAACAGUAACAGUUUUCACGAAGGGACUCAUUAGAUUUCGAUCUUGAAUUGAGAAACAGCCAAGCGAGGUGGUUGAAUCCAAAUUUCAUUUCAAACACUGGGACGUUCCUGGUUCCAUUUCCUGGCAUCUUUUAAUACAUUUCAUAACGCAUGAAGCAUAAUGCAGGUUCCUGGUUUCCUAAGCAUGAUGUUGAGCAUUAGGAAAUGCAUUCCAGACAUUGUACUCGAGACAUGGAUCAAGUGUUACUGUCUUAAAGUGACUAUGAAAAUAAAAGUUUGCUUUGACAAUG